Molecule: messenger RNA, 5159 nt
Organism: Astyanax mexicanus (Mexican tetra)
Lineage: Eukaryota; Metazoa; Chordata; Actinopteri; Characiformes; Acestrorhamphidae
Gene: zfpm2a
Product: zinc finger protein, FOG family member 2a
Exons: 9
Coding region: 686-4015 (1109 amino acids)
Biological process (GO): cell differentiation; heart development; positive regulation of transcription by RNA polymerase II
Cellular component (GO): nucleus
Molecular function (GO): RNA polymerase II-specific DNA-binding transcription factor binding
Source: RefSeq, a predicted model, not a curated record
AAAACAAAACCGCGAAACGCCUUCACCUCUGCCGUCAGUGUGAGCGGAUCGCCGCACCGUGCCGCCCGCCCGCCCGCCUGAGCUCCGGAGAACGGAGAGAGAGAGAGAUACGGAAAGAGAAAGAGAGAGAGAGAGAGAGGGGAAAAGAGAGAGAGAGAGAGAGAGAGAGAGAGAGGGAGGGAGUGAGAGAGGGAGGGAGAGAGACAGAGAGAGCAAGUGAGUGAAAGAGUGAGUGAGAGCGAGUGCGCGUUUCAACAGCGUGCCAUUGAAUACACACAGAUACAGAGAGAGAGAGAAAAAGAGAGAUAUAGAAAGAGAGAAAUAUAGAUAGACAGACAGACAGUAAAAAACAGGAGGGUAAAAAAAUCACCGGACCUUUAGACGUCGCCUUCCCGUUUUUCUCCCCUCCUCACGGGGCUCUUGGAUGAACCCGAACCCGGCGAGCUCCACCUGGACCCGCUGAGAGCGCGCUCAGAGCAGGCAUGUCCCGCAGAAAGCAGAGCAACCCCCGGCAAAUCAAGCGCUGAGGUGGAAGCAGGGUGGAUUGUCAUCUCUGGAGGAGUCUUUUGACAGAGGGCCUCUCUUCUCUGCUCUGUUGAAAGGUCCUCUUGAAGAUGGUCUGGAAGAAGAAGAGGAGGAAUGUGUAUCUGAUGGAAACGAGCUGGUGGCUAAAGAUGAGUUCUCCAUGGAGGAGAACUUCACGGCGGACUUUGAGACGGAGAACCUCACCUGUGAGGACAUGGAGUACUUCUGCAACAAAGGAGAUGAGAACAGCAGCAGAGAAAUGGGGGACACAGACAUGGAGGGGCAGAAUGAGAAGACGAGACAUCCCCCUCUGGAAUCAGAAGAGUGGGAUGGACCAAGAGAGCUAGAUCUGCUGAACAAAGAUGGCGAGCGCAGAAUUCACAGCCGCCAGCAGCUUCCUGUAGGAACCACGUGGGGACCGUUCGAUGGAAAGAUUGAGAUGAGCACCGAAACGACCGGCCUGAAGACCAAGGCCCCAGUCCCGGUGGUUUUGAGCUCGGGCCCCAGGUGGCUGUUGGAUGUGACUUGGCAGGGAGCGGAAGACAACAAAAACAACUGUGUGGUGUACAGCAAAGGUGGCCAGCUCUGGUGCACAACCACAAAGAACAUAAUGGAAGGAGAAGAGCUGGUGGCGUUUGUGGUGGACUUUGACUCUCGGCUGCACUCGGUCAAUCAUAUGUCUCUGAGUGAGGGCAUGUACCCAGCACGCCUGUUGGACACCAUCCAGCUCCUACCCCAGCAAGCUGCCAUGGCCUCCAUUCUCCCUACUGCUAUAGUCAACAAGGACAUCUUCCCAUGUAAGGCAUGUGGGAUCUGGUUCAGAAGCGAGAGGAAUCUGCAGGCUCAUCUCAUGUACUACUGCAGUGGGCGACAGAGGGAGCCAGAGAGUGCACCCGAAAAGAACGAGGUGAACCCUCACCAGACCCCCAGCACCUGCCCUUUCCCACAGUGCAACAAGAGCUUCACCAGCCCUCGUGCUCUGGAGAUGCACCUAAACACACACAGUGGUGUCAAAAUGGAGGAGACUCUUCCCCCUGGCACCAGCUUGAAAUGCACAAUCUGUAACUACACAGCGGAUUCUCUCAUUACAUUCCAGCACCACAUCCUCACUCACCUGUCACAGGCGGCCUUCAGAUGCAAUCACUGCCAUAUCAGCUUCCAGAACCACAGGGAACUCUUGCAGCAUCAGGACUUACACGGCCACUCCGGCAAGCUUCACAGGGAGAGCGACAGCGAGCAUUCCCCGCGGGGGGCGGAGGAGUGCCUGCAGCAGGCCCGAGCCGAGCUGGCAGUCAGGAAGGAUGUCGUCCUGCAGAGUCCCAAAAGCGUGCCCAACAAGGACGGCACCCCCGAUGGAGAGCUGGAAAGAACCGAGAAAAAGCUGGCACUCGGACUGCAGAAAGGAGAAGGCCACCCAGGCGGCAAGGCUAGCUUCUCCUACACCAGAAUCAAGUCGGAGCCUUCCAGCCCCAGACUGGCCUCUUCACCAGUUCAGCACAACAUGGGUCCCACCUUUCCCAUGGGCCCGUUCUUGUCGCAGUUUGCGUUCUCCCAAGACAUUUCUGUAGUACCGCAAGCGUCUGAAAUUUUAGCCAAAAUGUCAGAACUUGUACAUCGCAGACUACGCCAUGGAGGAAACAGUUACCCACCAGUUAUAUACAGUCCUCUGAUGCCAAAAGGUGCAACCUGUUUUGAGUGCAACAUAACCUUCAAUAACCUAGACAACUACUUAGUCCACAAGAAGCACUACUGCAAUAGUCGCUGGCAGCACAUGACAAAGUCUCCAGAUUUCUCAAGCGUUUCAGACAAGGUGACGGACACUGUCAGCCCAAACAGUGGUCAUAGUUCUGUAGGGAUGCUCACCGGAUGCCACCCCUCAGAGACUGAUAAUCAUCUAAUGCCAUCAGCAUGCUUGAAUUCAUCAGUUUUGGACAUUAUGAACGCUGGUGGCAAAGUGCCUGAUAAAGAUCUCACUGGACAGGUGAAAAAGGUCACCACUCCAACAGGGGUUGAAGACAGGCUCAAUGGUAAGCAGGCAGAGGUCAAAAGUCCCAGUAUUCCCCCGGUGGAGACUGAGAACGACCCCAACAAAACCACCUGCGAGGCCUGCAACAUCACCUUCAGUCGGCACGAAACCUUCAUGGUACACAAGCAGUACUACUGUGCCACACGUCACGACCCACCCAUGAAGCGCAUGUCUGCUAACAAGGUUCCCGCCAUGCAGAGAACCAUGAGGACACGCAAGCGCAGAAAGAUGUACGAAAUGUGUCUGCCAGACCAGGACCACAGACAGCCAAUGGGGCCGCAGCCGGGAUUUCUGGGUGUCCCCGCUUUGGGAAACCCAUGUACAACCCAAGAAACCGUGGAAAGUCUGGCCGAUCGCUUUCAUCCUCGCUGUGACGUCUUUCCAGGGAUGGUCCCAAAACACCUCGAGGCUUCCCUAACCGUCUCAAAAUCCAUCCUAGCUCCCAAAAGCAAUGCCAUCACUGACCAACAAGAGCUGGAUGCACCGAUUGAUCUCAGCAAAAAGUGCUCGCCCGUCUCUGACAAGACAUGCAACUCGCCCAAAAGACUCCUAGACUAUCACGAAUGCACCGUGUGCAAGAUAAGUUUCAACAAGGUGGAGAACUACUUGGCCCAUAAACAGAACUUUUGCCCAGUUACAGCUGCUCAGCACAGUGAGAUUGCCAACCUAGAGCAGCCUGUGUUCCCAGGCAUAAAGAGCGAAGGCAAUAAUCCCGACGACAUGUACGACAAGAGCCCUGUGAAAUGCGAGAAAAACGGCGGCACCAAGCUGAUGGUGCAGAAUGGCGGUAUGUUCCCUCCUCACCUCGGCCCCGUGCCGGAUCUGAAGGCUUUCGGUGACCCUCAGCUCAUGCCCUCCAAAGACGAGAACAAGAACAUGUUCUUGCCUCACUGCCUUUAUCCUGGAGCAAUAAAAAAGGUGAAGGGCGCAGAGCCUAUAUCGCCAUAUUUCGGGAUAAAGCCAACUGAUUUCAUUGCAGGGGGCAUGGUUAAGCAGGGGGAAGGCGGAGAGCAGGAACAGGGUACUAACGGAGCGAGCGAAGAAAGCAAAGAGCAACCCGCCUCCAACGGCUGCCCCAACCCCGGCAAAGAAGCACUGCCCCUGCUCCCCAAAAACAGGGGGAUGGUCAUCGUCAACGGUGGUCACAACAAACAUGACGAGAGCCAGGCAGCAUCCGCUCAGCAAGAAAACCAGCCCAACAACGCCUCUCCGCCCGACAGUCAAACGUCACCAUCAUGGGGCACAGAGAACCCCCCAGAUGCCAAUGACAAUGCAUCACCUACAUCUAAAUCGCCAACCGAGGAGACGCCACCCGUCGCCGCCAAAGGCAUGAACGGGUCGGCUCAGCCAGCCGGAAGCGGCAAGUACUGCCGCCUCUGCGACAUCCAGUUCAAUAACUUGUCAAACUUUAUCACUCACAAGAAGUUUUAUUGCUCGUCACAUGCUGCUGAGCACGUGAAAUGAAAACAUGCCCUCUCCCCCUCUCUUCUUCCUCUUCUUCUUCUAUCUCUCCCUCUCUCUCCCUCUCUUUCACUCACCCCUCCUCCCCCUUCCCUCUCUCUUUUUGGCUACACUGUCGUGUCUGGAAUAGUGCAUCAUGCAGUUUUAUAUGCUGCUUGUGGACAAUCAAGAGAAGCUUCAUCUUUCGUCACGUCAUUUUUCCAUCAAGACUUAAAUGCAAAAUCAUUGAUGAGGAAAAGAAAAUUCCAAGUGUAAUAUUGGUGCCACUUUCACAUUUAUUUAUUUUACAAUCAGUAUUAAUAGGAGUAGUGAUCUUAAUUUAAACACAAAGGAAAUUUAUAUCAGAGUUGUUUGUAAUGUUAUUGUAUAGUCAUUCUUGUGUAGCAAACAUUGUUUACAUUGUAUUGUAGGUUCAACAAGACAAUAGACACAAUACAAAACAAAUGCAUUUUAGACACAAAAAUAGCUACUGAAGCACUUGUGUAUUCUUAUUUGCUGUAAGUUUUUUUUUUCUCUCUCUCUCUGUGUUUAUGCCUAAACGUCACUUACAGAGGGACACUCACGAAUUCUCAGCCUUAAAAAACACUGUACGGAGGGAUAACCAGGCACAACUCUGCAGCUCACGUUCAGGCAUUCACACACGGCUUUGCAUAUGUAUGUAGCGGUCGGUCUCCGUCUCUUUUCUUCAAUUCAGAAGUGGAUGUUUUAAUGAGGAUGGCAGCGUUCUUGUAUAGUACUCGUAUUUCAGUUUGCGAUACAUUUUGGUCGUCCCUUUUUAAAAUUUGCUCUCAACGCAAUACUUUGUAAAAGAUAAAAAAGGGAACAUUACUGAAAGCAGUAUUAUGGAAAUGGCGAUGGAAAUGCUGAGAAACACGGCGGAUAUUUCUAACCCAUCAGAAAAAAAUAUAUAAAAACAAAAAAAACAAUUGUAUGAAAGUGAGUUUAUUGAUGUUAAUAAACGGGGCGGGACGGCAUUUCGGGAGGGAUACUGUAAAAAUGAUCAUUCCAAUGUCCUUAUUAUGGAAUAAAAAAAAUAUUUCUUAAAAAUGUUGUUGCUAUGCAUGUAUAUGGAUGGAAUAAAAUUCCAGAGCUGUUGGAAAUUUUUAUUUUGAUGUGGUGUCAAUUAAACUUCGAUCCUCAGGAUGAA